This is a messenger RNA of Mandrillus leucophaeus (drill), 1114 nucleotides long. RefSeq names its product UTP11-like, U3 small nucleolar ribonucleoprotein (yeast) (gene UTP11). Bases 181 to 942 code for a protein of 253 amino acids. The transcript has 9 exons. The record is from RefSeq and is a predicted model, not a curated record. Gene Ontology annotation, biological process: rRNA processing. Gene Ontology annotation, cellular component: nucleolus; small-subunit processome. NCBI's taxonomy places the organism in Eukaryota, Metazoa, Chordata, Mammalia, Primates, Cercopithecidae.
GUUCCCUGUCUGUCCUUCCCCCUCCCUGGGAAACAGGUGUGUCUGAACUGGGGCUGGAAGCAGAGCCUGAGAGCUGGAUGACUGGCCUUGGGCCUGUUUCCGGUAGGAAUUAGUGGAUUCGGCGGCAGAGGCAGUGCGGAUCCGGCGUUGUCCAGUGAGUUUUUCCAAGGCUGCAUAGAGAUGGCGGCGGCUUUUCGAAAGGCGGCUAAGUCCCGGCAGCGGGAACACCGAGAGCGAAGCCAGCCUGGCUUUCGAAAACAUCUGGGCUUGCUGGAGAAAAAGAAAGAUUAUAAACUUCGUGCAGAUGACUACCGUAAAAAACAGGAAUACCUCAGAGCUCUCCGUAAGAAGGCUCUUGAAAAAAAUCCAGAUGAAUUCUACUACAAAAUGACUCGGGUUAAACUCCAGGAUGGAGUACAUAUUAUUAAGGAGACUAAGGAAGAAGUAACCCCAGAACAACUAAAGCUGAUGAGAACUCAGGACGUCAAAUAUAUAGAAAUGAAGAGGGUUGCAGAAGCUAAGAAAAUUGAAAGACUAAAAUCAGAGCUCCAUCUGCUGGAUUUCCAGGGGAAGCAACAGAACAAGCAUGUGUUCUUUUUUGACACCAAAAAGGAAGUUGAACAGUUUGACGUUGCAACUCACCUGCAAACAGCCCCGGAGCUAGUCGACAGAGUCUUUAAUAGGCCCAGGAUAGAGACCUUGCAGAAAGAAAAAGUGAAAGGAGUUACCAAUCAGACUGGACUUAAGCGAAUAGCUAAAGAAAGGCAAAAGCAAUAUAACUGCCUGACACAGCGGAUUGAACGAGAGAAGAAAUUGUUCGUUAUUGCUCAGAAAAUUCAAACACGCAAAGAUCUUAUGGAUAAAACUCAGAAAGUGAAGGUGAAGAAAGAAACGGUGAACUCGCCAGCUAUUUAUAAAUUUCAGAGUCGUCGAAAACGUUGACAUGUUAUAGAUAAGCCUCGUCAUUCUGCAUCUAAAAUCUGUUGUCUUUUUCUAGUAACUUCAAAUUCCAUUAGUCCAAAUGGCAUGGUUUGUAACCAUAACUAAAUUGUCAGUCUGACAUUUAAUGUCUUUCUAUGGACAACAUUAAAUCUCCCUCUCUUCUGUAAUUGUU